UCGAGACCAUAAACUCUUUAUAUACGGUCUGUGGUCACGACAUGCAAGAGCGCGUUUCCUAUGUUUACUAAUUAUCUUUUUAUGUAGCGGACAGUUCUUACUAUCAAUUAAAGCAGCCGUUUCGAUAUACACAAUGGGGGAGCCACAGCAGGUCAGUGCUCUUCCCCCACCUCCCAUGCAGUACAUCAAGGAGUACAUGGAUGAAAAUGUGCGAAAAGGACUGGCCCCCAAACCCCCUCCCCCUAUUAGAGACAGUUACAUGAUGUUUGGUAAUCAUUUCCAAUGUGAUGACCUCAUUAUUCGGCCCUUGGAGAGCCAGGGCAUUGAGCGCCUCCACCCUUUAAAGUUUGACCACAAGAGAGAGCUGAAGAAGCUAAACAUGUCCAUCCUGGUUAACUUUCUUGACCUUCUGGACAUCCUUAUCAAAAGCCCAGGCAGUAUUAAGCGAGAGGAGAAGCUAGAGGACAUGAAACUUCUUUUUGUCCACAUGCAUCACCUCAUAAAUGAGUACCGACCCCAUCAAGCCAGGGAGACACUUCGCGUCAUGAUGGAGGUUCAGAAGAGACAGAGGCUAGAGACAGCGGAGCGUUUCCAGAAGCACCUGGAGAGAGUGGUGGAGAUGAUCCAGGGGUGUCUUGCUUCAUUGCCUGAUGAUUUGCCACAACCAAACAGCUCCAGCGCAGGAGAGGCUGCAUGCUCAGUUGGAAUUUCUAGACUGAAAACCGAGCCUAUAGAUGUAGAUGAGGCAGGAGUAAGCUGCAUGGUUGCACAAACGGACAAAAAUAUGCCCUCUAAGUGGGACAAAGUGUGGGAUAAGGAUGCUGCAAUGUGCAGUAUUAUUGAUGAAAUGACUUGAGCUGUCUAAGGAGUUUGUUUUGUAUGUUUUUGUUGUUAUUCAAGAAAUGCAAGUUCAUCAGCAUUGUUACAAGAACUCUCCAUAGGCAGUCCGCAAGCAGACAGUCAUUGUAGAAAAAAAUUUAUGUAUAAAAAGAGAUCAAUUGAUCUUUUCAUUUUAAUGUAUGGAUUGCUGUGCUUUUUUAUUUUGCCAUAUGAAAAAAACAUAAAAAGACACAUUUGAACCCACUCUACAUUUUCCUUUCCAAGCUUUAGCUUGAGCCAGGCUUAAUAGAAUAUUCUAGUGUAGCGGUGAGACAACUAAAUAAUGAUAGUGAACAACCACAUUUCUAUUGCAAUAUGAGUUAUUGCCAAAGAACUUACCCAUAACCUGUUUUUCCUCAUGUAUAACUAUGGAACAGUUGUGUCAUGUGAUUUAACCAUUCUCAUUGUCACUUUUAUAUCACGUUGAAUGGUUGGAGGUAAUGCUCACUUUAUGCAACCUUUACUGCACUUAUGCAAUUUUGUGUAAGUGCACUUUAGUCUUAUUAGAAACACACAUUUUAACCAA
This is a messenger RNA of Xyrauchen texanus (razorback sucker), 1405 nucleotides long. RefSeq names its product mediator complex subunit 7 (gene med7). The record is from RefSeq and is a predicted model, not a curated record. Bases 134 to 856 code for a protein of 240 amino acids. Lineage: Eukaryota; Metazoa; Chordata; Actinopteri; Cypriniformes; Catostomidae. Gene Ontology annotation, molecular function: transcription coregulator activity. Gene Ontology annotation, biological process: regulation of transcription by RNA polymerase II. The transcript is spliced from 2 exons. Gene Ontology annotation, cellular component: mediator complex.